Molecule: messenger RNA, 3462 nt
Organism: Naegleria lovaniensis
Lineage: Eukaryota; Heterolobosea; Eutetramitea; Acrasida; Naegleriidae
Exons: 3
Coding region: 1-3462 (1153 amino acids)
Biological process (GO): protein deubiquitination
Cellular component (GO): cytosol; nucleus
Molecular function (GO): cysteine-type endopeptidase activity; cysteine-type deubiquitinase activity
Source: RefSeq, a predicted model, not a curated record
AUGGCCAAAGUAGAUCCUUCCUCCGAAGGCUCUUCCGAUACCAAUGUGACUACGUCUUCGAGGACAGAUGGAAAUGUCCCACCUCCACCUCCUUCGAAUACUGCUGUUUUAUUCAACUCUGCCGUUACAUCAUUUUUAAGUCAUAGUUCCGGAACCACAGCAGGAUCAUCAUCAAAUAAUAAUAAUAAUAGUAAUACUAGCACUACUACUACUCAAAAUAAUUUUGUUGGAUUAGCCAAUCAGGGUGCUACUUGUUAUUUGAAUUCUCUUGUUCAAUCAUUAUUUCAUACGCCUGAAUUUCGAUACGUGAUCUUCAAGUGGAGAUAUGACGCUCAACGUGAUCCGAGCAAGGAACGAUGUAUCCCAUACCAAUUACAACGACUUUUUGCAUACUUGACGCUUUCAAAGCGAAAGGCUGUACCCACAACAAGUUUGACAAAAUCAUUUGGUUGGGAGCAGUCGGAUGCAUUCGUUCAACAUGACGUCCAAGAGUUGAAUAGGCUUUUGUUUGAUGCUAUCGAUGUUUCAUUGAUUGGUUCUCGAAAUAUUGAUAACAAAGAAGAACAACAAAAUGGCCUCACCCCAAAGAUCAAGGAACUCACUAAUUUUCAUGACGUAUUAAUUAGUGACAUUUAUAGUGGAAUAAUGCUUGACUAUAUAGAGGCUAAAGAUCAUAGACGUGAAUCAGGAGAACCUGUAGGAAGAGCGAGAGAAGAUAUUUAUAUGGACCUUCAACUCGUGGUCAGAAGCGUGUCGUCUGUGGAAGAGGCGCUUGACAAUUAUGUGAAACCUGAGCUCUUGGAAGGAAAUGAACAAUGGAUUUGUGAGGAACUUGGAAACAAAAAAAUUGAUGCCAUCAAAGGCUUAAAGUUAAAGACUCUUCCUUACAUUUUGACAUUGCACUUGAAGAGAUUUGACUAUGAUCUCCAAACUUGGACUCGUAUUAAGUUAGGAAAUAUGGUCACAUUCCCAUACGAAUUGGAUAUGAAAAAAUACGUGACAAAUCAAUCUGGCUCUCAUAUUUAUGAUUUAUUUGCAGUUUUAAUUCACUCUGGAUCGGCUCUUGGAGGUCACUAUUAUGCCUACAUCAAAUCAUUGUCAAAUGGAAAAUGGUACAACUUUAAUGACAGCAAUGUUUCUGAAAUUGAUGCUCAACAAGUGAAAUUAAUGUAUGGAACAAAUGAUGCAAGUGCAACUGGAAGAUAUUCCUCGUCAACCAACGCGUACAUGCUUCUGUAUAGGAAGAGAGAUGAUAAUUUGAACAUCAACCACGUAGAAGAAAAUAUGAUUCCAGGUGACUUGCGAGAAGAGGUCGAAAAGGACAAUGAACAAAUUGCUGAGGAGCUUCGCAAGGCCGAGGAAGCACGACAAUCGCUCAACCUUCGUAUAAAAUGUGAGGGUCAACCUGUAUUAUCCAUAACUGUGAAAAAGACAGAUACCAUGAAUCAAGUGUUAGAAAAGGUGCAUGAAAUGAUGUCACGAAGAGAGAACUUUUAUUCCAAGCUCUCUAAUUGUAGACUCCGAAAGUUUGACAUUAUGAAGCAACUUCCAACAUCUUCUUUCCAUAGACAUGGAGAUCAGCCAAUUUCACGGUUCAAUAUGUUCAAUGGUACAAUUUUGUAUUUAGAAACGAAAGAAUCAGAUGAGGAAUGGAAAGAAAUUACAGAAUAUAUUACAAUUUAUGUGUGUCCUUUCAAUGAGGAAAAUAAUGAUUUUGACCAACCACGAUCCAUCAAAAUUACUACUACACAUACCUUAUUAGAAAUUAAAAAAGAGAUUGAGAAGGAGUUACAACGAGAAAGAUUUCCACAUGAAAAGUUAAAUCUGGUCAUUAUGAGAAAUGAUCAGUUAAUACUAUUCCACAAUGUGGAAGAAAAUGACAGAACCAUUGAAAAUGGGCUGAAUAUUGUUGGAUCUGAUUUGGUUUAUGUUGAAACUCUCGAUGACCCAACACAAAAUCUCGAAACAAAAGUUUUAGCCAAAUUGGACGAAAUGAAAUAUUGCUUUGAUGUACUGAUUAACACAUUCGACAAACCAAACGAUUACACCACUGCUGUGACAGUUGACAAACGGAAAACAGUCAGAGAUCUCAAAGAGAGAAUUGCAAAAAUAUUACAAACCGAACCUUCUGCUUUCAGAUUAUGUACUAAAAUGCACAUGCAGCCAAUUAACGAAGAUGUAUUAAUUUCUGAAUGUCCCCAUAUAUUUGAAUAUACGUCAUUGCAUGUAGAAAAGGGAGCUGCGCCAAAAGAAGGAGAAGUCAUUCUUCAAUUAUAUGUGCAUCUUCCAUGGCUCUCUGAACAACAGCCCCACCAAGAAAAGUCCAUUGAAGAGCAAACAAUAUCCGCCCCACUUCAACAAGAAAAUGGUCAUCUUGACGUCGCAACUAAUGUACCACCUCCUCCAGAUACAGAGGGUACAGUCAUGAUGACUUGUGAACCACCACCACCAUCUAGCUCAACAGCACUCGUACUUGCUCCUAAGGAUGGACCAGUGUACAAUCAAGGAAUGAGAUAUCUUGACGUGAUGCAAAAGUUAAAAGAUGAGUUUAGAUUUGUCGAUAAGAUUGUUGUCAACCAACAAGAAACGUUGGGCCAAUUCAAAAGGAGAAUUUACGAAAAAUAUUUCUCAAAUCCUGAUUCUGAUCAAUUUGUACCAUUAGAAUUGAUGAGAUUGAGAACCAAAGUUGGAGUAUUCUUACAAAAUUUGAUAAUUCACGAUGAUAAGACCAUCAAGGAGAAUAUUCCAGAUCUAACCAACAACAAACACAUUUUAGUGCAAAUAAUGGAAAGACCAAUGACAAUGCAUGAAGGUAACAUGAUCAUUUAUGUUCAGAGAUGGCUACCUUCAGAGUGGAAGUUUUAUGGAGGUGCUGAUGCCAAAUUUGAAGUGCUUAUUCCAAAAGAAAGCGAAUCACUUUCACCCCAAACGUUACGAACCAAAAUUUAUGAAACCCUUAAACAUUCAGCUCUCUCUGAUGUGUCACCAGAACGAUUUGAACAAAUCGGCAUUAGUAGAGCACCAAACCAGUUCGACUAUUUCAUUUCCAAAGAAUGCGUUCAAGUUGCAAUUUUGAAUUAUGAUGAAAUUGAUUCGAUGAAGGACCUGUAUCGACCACCUUUCAUUAUCAAACAAGAUGACAUUUUUAUUGUUAGAUUGAAAGAUGAAAUGGACAAAUACGACAUGGAAGAAUACAAGCAAAAGAAAAAAGCAGAAGCCAACAACGCUUCCUCCACCACACGGGUGCAAGAAAAAGCAUUGAAAAUUAAGGUACUCGAUAAAGAAACUGAAGAAAAGGAACAACGUUUGAAAGAAGAAGAGGAACAAAAAAAGAAGGAAUCUCAAGAUAUGAAUCAACAUGCAACCAGUGACCCCAUGAAUGUUGACUCUACUUCGUCCUCUCACACAACACAGGAGGAGAACCCAAAAAAGAAAUUAAAAUUAAAAGCUGAUGAAGCGUGA